AUAGUAGAUGGCAAGAUGACCAAGGUUCAGAUAAUCCUUCUCAUUGACAAUGCCAGGAGAGCAGUGGAUGACUUCAGCCUUAGGUAUGAAAAUGAACACUCCUUCAAGAAAAACUUGGAAAUUGAAGUUGAGAGUCUCCGAAAUAACUUGGAUGGUCUGACCAUUGUCACAACAGACCCGGAACAGGAGGUCGAGGGGGUGAGGAAAGAGCUCAUCCUCAUGAAGAAGCAUCAUGAGCAGGAAAUGGAAGAACAUCAUGUGCCAAAUGACUUCAAGGUCAAUGUGAAGGUGGAUACAACCCCGGGAGAAGAUCUGAUUAAUGUCCUGGGGGACAUGAGGCAGGAACAUGAGUGUAUAAUAAAGCAGCGUCAAGACUUGGACAGCUGAUAUAAAGAGCAGUUCGCAGCCACGACCCAGGAGGUGGCCCGUCCAACAGCUGUGCAGAGCAGCCAAAGUGAUAUCCAUGAGCUGAAGCGCACUCUCCAGGCCCUGGAGAUUGACCCGCAGGCACAGUGCAACAAGAAAUCUGCUUUAGAAAACACGUUAUCAGAGACCCAGUCUCGGUAUUCCUGCCAACUCCAGGACAUACAAAGAAUCAUCUCCCACUACGAGGAGGAACUGAUGCAGCCACAGCAUGAUCUGGAGCAUCUGAGCAACGAAUAUAAGGUCCUCCUGGGCAUCAAAACCCACCUCGAGAAGGAAAUCGCCACCUACCGCCAGCUCCUGGAUGGAGAGAAUGGAGGGACAAUGGAAGAAUCUAAGUCGAGUGUGAAAGCUCGAAAGAUCAAGGUCAUCAUACAGGACAGCAUCAAUGGAAGAAGAAUUCUUUCUCAGGUGAAUGAGAUCUAA
Messenger RNA from Physeter macrocephalus (sperm whale), 849 nucleotides. RefSeq names its product keratin 23 (gene KRT23). NCBI's taxonomy places the organism in Eukaryota, Metazoa, Chordata, Mammalia, Artiodactyla, Physeteridae. Gene Ontology annotation, cellular component: cytoskeleton. Gene Ontology annotation, molecular function: structural molecule activity. The record is from RefSeq and is a predicted model, not a curated record.